Lentinula edodes (shiitake mushroom) is the source of this 765-nucleotide messenger RNA. Its product is annotated as actin cortical patch SUR7/pH-response regulator pali. Gene Ontology annotation, cellular component: cell cortex of cell tip; plasma membrane. Lineage: Eukaryota; Fungi; Basidiomycota; Agaricomycetes; Agaricales; Omphalotaceae. Gene Ontology annotation, biological process: fungal-type cell wall organization. Bases 1 to 765 code for a protein of 254 amino acids. The transcript is spliced from 7 exons. The record is from RefSeq and is a predicted model, not a curated record.
AUGCGCGGUGAACUUUGUAUCGGGUUCGCCUCUUUUUUAUCUUUUGCUGCUAUGGUUCUCUUGAUUUUUACGCAUAUUGGCCAAAUCAACACUUCUACUGUGCCUCGAGGGAUUUACAUGGCUAGAAUGAAUGUGUCGCAAUAUGGAAAUGCUUUGAACAAAGCCCUUUUCGAUCCCAUCGAUGACUUAUACAUUUCCAAUUCAUCCGCUCCGUUACUCGAAGCUCAAGGACUCCGACAAUUCUAUAAUUUUGGACUCUAUUCGCAUUGUGGAUAUGUCAAUGAUUCUGCUGGAAUCUGUUCCAACGAGACUGUUGGGUACCCGUACAAGCCGUACGACUACUUUGUCGGCGACAUGGUUGCGAAUUACUCAAUCAUCACCUCCUCCGUCAUAACUGGCGGAUCUUUUCGUGACUCGAACUAUUUGGGGCAGUCAACAAAGGCAGCUUAUUGGCUCAUCCUAUUGGGAACUAUACUCGCUGCAGUAUCCUUUCUCAGUGGUGUAGCCAAACAUAAUCUUACUUUUUUCCUCUCUGCGGUGUUCUCAGCCAUCAGCAGUUUGUUUGUCCUCGUUGGAGCCGUGGUAUGGACUGUUAUCAUCAAGAAGUCUGACGGCGUCAGCACCAUUAUCAUAGGGACAGAUCCCACGCCCAUUGGCAUCUACAUCACCGCAGGUCCUGGUUUAUUCCUCACCUGGGCCGCCUUUGCUUGCCUUUUCGUUUCGAUGAUUCCCUACUUGAUAAGUUGCUGUACAUACCGAGGAUGA